AUGAAAGAAAAAUGGAAUUAUAUUUUAUAUCUUAUUUGGUUUGCAUAUCUUAUUCUCUCUGCAGUUUUGAUGUUUGGACAUGGUUUCUUGCUAUCCCGAAAAACCCUGAGUGAUGUUACAAAAUGUGUGCCACUGACUGAAAUUGGCUGCGAUGGAUGGGAGAAGGGAAAUUCUACAGAAGUAUGUAAGGAAGAGGACAAAAUUCAUCGGUUGCUGGCAAAUCCCGGGUCAGAAAUCGUGUGCGUGCCGACAAAGUUUAGGGUUGUAUUAGUUUUAGUAGAUGCUUUGCGCUAUGAUUUUACUGAGUAUGAUAAAGGCCUGGAGAAGCCGUUACCUUAUCAGAAUCGGUUGCCUGUGAUGAAGGAGAAUUUAGAUCUUUGGCCGGAGCGCACGCGUCUCUUUCGUUUCAUGGCUGACCCGCCAACCACUACGCUUCAGCGAAUUAAAGCUCUUGUGACCGGUUCUCUGCCGACAUUCGUGGAUGCCAGCUCAAAUUUUGCUGCAAUGGAGUUACAGGAGGACAAUUUAAUUGAUCAGGUAACUAAAGGUGGUGGUAAAGUGGUGUUGCUUGGUGAUGACACAUGGUCCCGUUUGAUGCCUGGUCGUUGGUUGCGGUCACAUGCCAUGUACUCUUUUCACACCUGGGACUUGGACACUGUGGAUAAAGAAGUGGACUCAAAAAUAUACGACGAGCUGAAGAAAGAUGAUUGGGACCUGCUUGUAGCUCAUUACUUGGGUGUGGACCACGCGGGUCACAGGUAUGGUCCAAACCACCCCGAGAUGACAAGGAAACUGGAUGAAACUAAUGUGCGGUUGAAGAGAAUCAUUGACGAUCUGCCUCCAGACGUUCUCCUGUAUGUGGUGGGAGACCACGGCAUGACAGAAACAGACUCACAUGAAGGAAAAGAUUCGGAGGGUGAUCAUGGGGGGGAGAGUAAGGCAGAGCGGACAGCGGCUAUGUUCGCUUAUAGAGGAAGUGGGUUGAGUGGAGACAGUUCUCCGUCCAAUAUUGGAGCUGAGGUCCAACAAACGGAUUUGGCUCCGACGUUGAGUGCGGCUUUAGGCCGACCUCCUCCGGCGCCGUCUCUAGGCAGCCUGCUACUCCCAGUGUUGCCUACAAUGGCUGUAUCGCAUACAUUGCUGCAUAUUACCAAUAACUUGAAACAAAUAAGGCAGUAUUUGGUGCGUUAUGGCGAAGAAUCUCAGCAGAUAUCUCUGGAUAGACUUGCUCAACUUAUAAAUGCUACCAGAGAACAACUUGAUAAGGCGUCAAGCAUUGAAACUGAGGAGCAGUUAGCAAAUUAUGUUGCAGAUGUCAGGGCCUUGAUUGAGAAUGCCCGCGCCGUUUUUAGAGAAGUCUGGGUCGAAUUCGACUCUCUGUCCAUGUUAAGAGCACUUCUGCUGCUUCUUUUAGCUAUAUUUUUCAAUUGGUUAAUAACAGAAGGUCUUCCAAUAGAUCGUGUGCCUUUAGUGUUCGCUAGUACCUUUGUCCCGACGGGAUUCUUAGCGAUGGCUGUGUGUGUAGGUGUGUGCUACAGUGCCUAUUUCUUCGAGCUACUCGAUGAUCUCGAACAUGCCAUAAUUUUGAGUACGGGAUUGAUAUCCGGUGCGAUUUCGUGCACCCUCGUCAUAAUGCACUGGGAUGGCAUAACCCAAAGAUGGUAUGAGGGUCGUUCGUUGUUUUACGAAAGGUUCGCUAGGGCGGCCUUAGUAGCAUCUGCGGCGGUUCUAGUGUCGAACAGUUACAUAAUCGAAGAAGGAGCCGGCCUAUCUUUCUUAUCGCUGUCGGUUUUGGCUUUGAUUGCGUGGAAUGUGGGGACGAUUAAGGUCAUAGCGCUUUGGGCGUGUUGCGGGGUGGCGUUGGCAGUAUCGAGGUCGUAUAGGGGAUGUAGAGAGGAGCAGGGGGAUUGUUGGACAGCAGGGGAGGGUGUGCCGUCAGGGCAGGCGUCGCGAGGAGCGUUAGUUUUGGCGCUGGGUUCGGUGGCCGCCGUCGUGGCAGUGGCGAGACGUCACGUGGGUUGGCGAGGGUACGGCGUGGUGCUAUCUGGGUUGUUCGCUUGCGCACACUGGGCGGUCGGCUGGGGUUCCCUGGGCUCUCCGAGUAGAUCAAGACUGCUAGCUCGCGGAUCAUGGCUGGUUAUUACGACGAUGUUCGCUUUACUCUGGAGAAGGGACGGCCAGGGAGCGGCUCUGCCUCUGACCGUCUGUGGCCUGCUAUUCUACGUGGCAAACGCCCUGGUCCUUGGAGCAUCGUAUGCACCUUCGGCUGCUCUGGCGCUUUUGACUGGAUUUUUGGUCUUGACUAUUGUUUCAACCGAGAAGAACUCGACGAGUACCAAAUUUUCAUUAUCAACGCGGUGUAGUUCUAGCGUGGCAUGCGCAUGGGCACUUCUAGCGUCAUACUUUUUCUACGGGACGGGGCACCAUGCAACGCUAGGUCACGUGCGGUGGGCCCCGGCUUUCCACGCGGGGGACCCCAACUACUUGGCCAUCGGUCCGCCCAUCACUGCCACACUUGUGUCCCUUGAUCUCUUUGGUAUGCCGCUGAUGUUCGGCGCGGCCGUCCCACUGCUGGCCCUGUGGGGCAAGACGGGCGCCUCCAACGUGGGCCCUCGCACACAGCUCGCAGCGGUCUUCUCGCUGUGCCUCAAGUUCGCGCUCUGCUUUGCGAUUAGAGUGUUCGCGUGCGCUAUGUCAGCUACCAUCCACUGCCGUCACCUCAUGAUCUGGGGCGUGUUCACGCCCAAGCUGUUAUUCGAGAGCGGCGCCUGCGCAGCGGCCUUAGCCGGCUGCGUGCUCGGCGCAGCACUAGCCACGUGGCACAUCCCUACCGCCCACCGCUCCAGCUGACCCAAGCGGCUUGGGUAACUACGUCACUAGUGAUAAGGUCCACAAUCCGAUGCCUGUAGACGCAGCGGGCCGAAACAAGUGACAUUCGUGAUAGUUUUAAUUUUGGAAAUGCUUUAGAGAGCGCAGCUAAACACUGGCGGCGUAAGGUGCUAUAUUUUGCAA
This is a messenger RNA of Ostrinia furnacalis (Asian corn borer), 3012 nucleotides long. It is a transcript of the gene PIG-O, whose product is annotated as phosphatidylinositol glycan anchor biosynthesis class O. Gene Ontology annotation, cellular component: endoplasmic reticulum membrane. Gene Ontology annotation, biological process: GPI anchor biosynthetic process. Bases 1 to 2850 code for a protein of 949 amino acids. Lineage: Eukaryota; Metazoa; Arthropoda; Insecta; Lepidoptera; Crambidae. The transcript is spliced from 10 exons. Gene Ontology annotation, molecular function: mannose-ethanolamine phosphotransferase activity. The record is from RefSeq and is a predicted model, not a curated record.